GGGGGGCGGUGCCCACGUCCCGGACCUGCCGUGCGGGGUGGUGCGGAGCCGCGGAGUGCGUUUCGCGUAGGGCGAGAUGUUGUUUUGUUGUGGCGAUCAGCUGAAUGUGGCAUCGCUGUCCGGUCUGACACAACAGUGGGAAGCACCCCGAGCCCCUCCGGCUCUCCGUCCGCAGGAUCGCGGGCACCGAGAGCAGCUCCAUCCAGCGCGUCGCAAUCCAGGAAAUGCAGACUUCUGGCCCUUUCGCUACGGGAUAAAUGGCUGCAGCUCCAGCACUGUAGCGAGCUGGUUUGACUGAGAGAGCAAAUAUAAAGCAGCCGACUGUGAACGACGGGCACAGUAAGCUGCGUGGGAGAAUUUGCACCGUGAUCUUGACAUCCACGCAUCAGUGAAACUUGUGGGUGCAGGGAGGACAGCUUUUGAGAAUACCCAUUCGGAAGCUGAACGCCAACACUCUUUACAACCAACAAAGGAGAUGCAGAGAGGACCUUGGCAAGGCUGUUAGAAUGGCUGAGGCUGGACAGAAGCAGAGCUGCUUGGAACAGAGAGAUGAUCCAUGUUUACCUGCAUCCAUGCAUCUCCAGGGCACCUUUUAAUGAUGCCUCAUUUGGUCCUCUUGAAUAACUUUUGGCCCACACUGAAAAAGGCCCUCCGUUGUGAUUUACAGCUCAGUCUGUCGAUGUUCCCCUGCCUCUGACCUCUUUGCUGCCAUGCGGUUAACCCCAUGAGGCUCCGAGAGCCCUUCCUUGUGUGUCUUUGAGGCCUCCUCCCCACUCUAUGGAGGCUGAGCCCAGCCAUCCGGCUGAUGGGGAGCGCUCUGGAAGGCAAGAGCAGCAGCAUGUAACAGCUGAAUCCUCACUAGGAUCUUGUCCACCACAGCAGCCCCAGCAGCCUCCCAAUCCUCGUCCUGUACACAGAGCCUUGGGCCGCCUGCAAAAUCGCCAACCCAAACGCACUGACCUUCUGCUGCGGUUACAGCAGCAGCAAGCAGUAGCAUGGCAGCAUUCAGACACCCCAGGUCCCUCAGGGGGCAGCUUCUUCUCUCCAGCCUCCUCAUCAACCUCAUCCCUCCCCUCUACAUCCUCCACCCAGGGUGAGCAUGGACAAGGGGUCCCAUCUCAGUCCAGCCAAGAGAACUUAGAAAGGGUCAGCUCACCCAGAAGAGGGGAGAAGAAACCCCCCAAACCAGGGAAGUAUGUGUGCACUUACUGUGGCCGUCCAUGUGCCAAGCCAAGCGUUCUUCAGAAACACAUUCGCUCCCAUACAGGAGAAAGACCCUACCCUUGUGCCCCCUGUGGCUUUUCUUUUAAGACCAAGAGCAAUCUCUACAAACACCGCAAGUCCCAUGCCCAUCGCAUUAAAGCAGGCCUGGCGUCCAGUCGUGAUGAGCCCAGUUUGAGUGGACCAGAGGGUAGUGGCAUUGGAGAAGAACCCGAGGAACACACAGAGGGAGAAAGUACUGAGUCUGAAGAAGAGACAGGCCAACACAGAAAAUCUUCCUCUAAGGAGAUGUUGGGCCAGCAAAGGAAAGGUGGUAAGGAGCUGCUGGGAAGCUCAGAGGAGAGCCAGAGGCCUGAGGAUUCCCAGGCUGUCAAGCAAAGGUUGGCACUGAGGCUUAGUGAAAGGAAACGUGGCCCAAUGGCUUCUCCAGAUGACCCUCCUUCCUCCCUCUCCACUUCAUCUUCUUCUUUAGGCCCUGGCAGUAAGGGCAGCACAGAGUCUGGCUACUUCUCUGGAUCAGGCAGCACUGACCUGUCCCAAGUUAGCCCCCCCAGUGCCAGUGCCAAAACCUACGCAGAAAUUAUUCUAGGGAAAUAUGGAAGGCUGGGAGGGCAGCAGCGCAGUCCCCAUCAGCAGCAGCCUCAUUCUUCACUUUCCUCAUCCUCAGGAACGGAGGACAAGAACAUUCCCUUUGCUGUACCAAAAACCCAAGUAAUAGAACACAUUACCAAGCUCAUCACUAUCAAUGAAGCGGUAGUAGACACCAGUGAGAUUGACAGUGUAAAGCCCAGACGCUCCUCUCUGUCCAGGAAGAGCAGCAUGGAGUCACCCAAAUUUACCACCCCUAAGGAUCCCUACACAUUUGAUCCCAAAGGAGAAGCCCCUGGCCCCAGUGGUUUGAGGCACGUCCACCAUCCUGAGGCAGAUCCACCAGGUACCCAGGAGCAGUCAGCAGUGCCUCUGCUUAGAAGCCAUUCAAUGCCAUCAUCUACCAGCCAAGGAGAGCCCACCACCUCUGGCACCAUCUCUCCCAGAGGUUACCGUCUCUGCCAGUCAUUCGAUGAGCAGCAAGCAAUGGUAGCGGAGAUGAGGGUUGGCCAUGCCCAGCGUAUGCUGAGGCGUCAGCCUGCCAUAGAGGUCCCACUGGGAGCUGAGCUACUACUGGAGGAGUCCAGUCCCACCUCCUCAGCCAGAGGCACUGAACUUGCCAGGCAGCCACAGCAACAACAACAGCAAAGGAGUCCGAGUCUGUUUGAAUGUGAAGCAUGUAGGGCCCACUUCCAACACAGUGAAGGCUACGAGGCCCACAAAGGCAUAUGUGCAGGGCAGCAAACACUAGAACAAGAGAGCAGGGAUGCGAGUAAAACAUGCAGGGAGGAUCGCCCCCAGAUGAUGAUGCACUAUAAGUUCCGAGCAUUGGCCAUGGCUGUGAGGAAGAGGAGGAAAGAGGAAAGUCUAGAGGAGGAUCCUCCCAGUCCUGGGUCUGUAGCCAUGUCAGGCAGCUCUGCAGGCCUCAUUCCUGUGCCAAACCGACCAGAGCACAGCCAGGCCCUCUCAGGUGUUUCUUUACAGACUGAGCCAAAACAACAGCAGCAGCAAGACAGGAAAGGCGUGUCUGUCAUCCAACACACAAGCUCUUUUGAGAAGCAGGAGAGUAUAUCUAUGGAAAGUCAAGAACCAGACCUCAGUGACAGUCAGCAAACACAACAACACGCGCCAAAACCAUCACCUUCUACAUCUCGCCUCAUUCGCCAGCCAAACAUCCAAGUGCCAGAGAUCCUUGUUACUGUGGAGCCUGAUGCUGACAUGCCAUCUGUGUCACCGCCAGUGACAGCAUCCUCAUCCAAGGAGGCAGAGAGAGUGGAGGAGUUCCAGUGGCCUCAGCGUAGCCAGACUUUGGCCCAGCUCCCUGCAGAGAAGCUGCCACCAAAGAAGAAGAGACUCCGCCUGGCAGAAGCAGCCCAGUCCUCUGGGGAGUCUAGCUUUGAGUCUGUGUCUCUGCCUCGCAGCCCCAGUCAAGAGAGCAACAUCUCCCACACUUCAAGCCUUUCUGCUUCUUUUGAGGACACAGCUAGAUCAGAGUCUGCCAUCUGGGCCUCCAGUAGCCAAAGCUCCCAGAUGUUGAUGGUGCCAUACGCUUCGCACCAACACCACCAAAGCCACAAGGAGAUGAGGCGCUCAGCCUCUGAGCAGGCCCCAGCCAGCCCCCAACAAACAGAGCAGAUCUCAGAGACCAGAAGUAAGUCCUUUGACUAUGGAUCGCUGUCCCCUCAGCAGUCUGUAUCCUCCUGGAAAGAAAGGAGAAAGUGUCUUCUUGUGAAGCAUGCCACCUUAGGGGAACCUGAGCAGGAGGAAGGAACCAGCAUGAGUCAGUUGUCCAGGUCAGAGAGUCCAAAACCUGGCCCUUCCCACACCAUCCAUCCUUCUCUCUACUCAACUGAGUCAAGCUCCCGGUUCAGCCUGGAAGCCACAGGAAAAGCCUUGCAGCGGUUACAGCCACAAAUCUUCCCUCCCUCUCAGGAUAUGCUCCCAUUGCAGCCCAGAGGCCAGAGAACGUUUUCCCCAGGAUCACUAUCCCAGCUACUCCCCGUCACCACAGCAUUUCCUGAAGUUCUGUCCACCCAAAUCAUCCACAGAGCCUUCUUACAUUCACAGACAGGACCUUCACCUAUACAGAUACACCCAGCACAGAUCCACAUGGCAGAAAGGUUGGGUGUCCCAUUCCAUCAGCUUCCUGCUCUAGUUCCUCUCCAGUUCCCUUCCAGGACUAGAGCUAGUCAGGCUCUGUACUUGCCUUUUCCUCAAAGACUUACUGCACAUGUUCCUUCCCCUCCCACUUCAGAGAGCAGACCCUCCAUCUCUUCCAUGUCUUCUGUCCUUGCCCAUCAAUCCCUUGUAACAAUCUCCUGCCACAACCCACGACCAGUCAUAGCCACAUGCCUGGCACAGCUUACACCAGUAGUGUCGCUUGUGGUGCCAGUGCGCCUCCAGACCCAUAUACCUACCUAUGCCAGUGCCAUGUAUACCACCCUGUCCCAGAUCCUGGCCUCCACCCGCUCACAGGAACCGAUUUCUUGCACAGCAAUGGUCAUCAUGGGCCAGGUGGAGCGGGACAAGCUGCAAAGGUCUUACUUGAAGGUCCCCUCCCCAGACAUCAAGAGCCUUCUUCCCCUGUCUCUGCCCACUGACUUUGCCUCAGGAUCUGAAGAGGGAUACGGUCCACUGGGGGCUGGAGGAAGUAAACGUAUGCUUUCUCCUGCAGCCAGUCUGGAGCUCAGCACAGAGGCCCAACGUCACCAGAAAAGGGUAAAAGAGGAAGGGGAGGGGGAGCAACAUAAGGCAGGAGAGAAGGAGGAGGAGGAUGUAGAACAGCAGGUAAGACAGGAAAAAGAAAGUAAAGCCACUGGGAGAAAACUGGAAGAAGGAGAGAAGAAACAGCCAGAGAGGGUUGAGGUGACAUCUGUGAAAGUGAAGGGGGAGCAGGAACAAGUACCAAGGAAACAGGAGGAGGAGCAGUCAACUGAGAAGACAAGUAAAAAAAAGGAAGAGGUGCCAACUGUGGAAGAAGGAGUUGGAAGACCAAGCACCCCUUCAUACCCCAGCCUCCACACCUCCACCUCAGUCAACUGGUGCUACCUGAACUAUAUCAAACCCAACCCAACAACCCUGAGGGACCCUUCCACCUCAGUUUAUUCUACCUGGAGUGUCAGUGCUCACAACCCCAACUUACCAGGCCUCAGCACUAAGGUGGCGUUGUCUCUACUGUGUUCCAAACAGAAGCACAGCUCAGAGACAUACACCAUGGCCAUGGCCCCGACCCCGGUCAAAAGCAAAUUGGCCCCUGCCACUAGCAGGACUCCACGUGUAUCAGAGGUACAUGCCACCCCACCCAGCACCCUCACCAAAGUAAAGGAUCAGCAGCAGCAUGAAAAGGAGGAGAAUAAAGAGAUGGGAGAAGAGGAAGGACCCUCCACCUCCCAACAGAGCGACGCUUCUCGUGUUCGCAUCUUUGAAGGCGGGUAUAAGUCCAAUGAAGAGUAUGUUUAUGUGAGAGGUCGCGGCAGGGGCAAGUACAUAUGUGGAGAGUGUGGCAUCCGCUGUAAGAAGCCCAGCAUGCUGAAAAAACACAUCCGAACGCACACCGAUGUCCGUCCGUACAUUUGCAAACACUGCAACUUUGCCUUCAAAACCAAAGGGAACCUUACUAAACACAUGAAGUCAAAGGCUCAUGGGAAAAAAUGCCAGGCAAUGGGAGUAUCUGAGUCAUCACUGGACGACCCAGACAGCGAGGAAACAGCAGGAAGUGAGGAACGUGUGUGUGGCUCCGAGGAACAGGAGGAGCAUCAGUUUUCUGACGUGGAGGAGUCUGAGGACGAUGAUGACAACGAUGACGAUGAUGAUGAGGAAGAGGAGUCCGCAUCCCAUGAUGACCCACCAUCCUCCUGUUCGUCAGACACCCACCCAUCAACAGCAGGGCAUUCCAGCUGCAGUAGGCACUCUCAGCAGGGCACUCCUGAACCCGAGCCCCUGGGCCCCGGUCCCAGCCCCAGUCAGGAGCCCUCCCCAAGGGGAGUUUGGCCCAGCAGACGAGCCGCCUCUCCAGGCAGCAGGAGAGCGCUGUUCUCCCGGCGGGGCUGGAAGGCAUCACCAAGGGCCUUCUCCCCCAGCAGUGAGAGCUGUUCCCCUAGCCGCAGCCUCUCCCCUCGUCUGGAGCUGUCCUCACCCAUCCACAACCUCUCCCCUAGAACAGAGCUGCCCUCGCCCAGCCGACAUGUCUCACCCUCCCCUGAGAGGGGACCAUCUCCCAUCAGACCCCUUUCUCCUCUUCGUCCUAUUUCGCCCAGCUGCUACCGGUCAUCGCAAGCUCAGACCCCUCCCUCGCCACUUGGGCUACAGCACAGGAUCCAUGGAUACUUGCCAUGGGAGAGCCCAGGUACAAAGGGUGGUCAUGUCAAACUGGAGAAAGGUGGUACAGCAGCGGAAGGGCCAAUAUUGCCAGAAACCAGCUUGUUUCCUCCUGCUUUUCGUCUUUCCACCUGUGAGAGUUAUUCUGGCCACCAAACAGCAGACAACAUAUUCAGCCAUCUUCCCAUGCACUCCCAACAAGCCAAGGUUCCUUGUCUGAUGAUCCCCAUUGGAGGGAUCCAAAUGGUACAGGCCAGACCAAGGUCCCACCCUACUACCCCUUCGUCCCCAACGUCUCCCCCCAUGGAGGGGCCAUCACUGGCCAGGUUUGAAUCAUACUGGGGCGGGACCCCUAGAACUCAAGGGCUUAGGACUCCUGGAAACCACUGGUCAGAGUACCAGGCAGCAGGAACCAGCCAGUCAGGGCAGUGCGUUUUCAGCACAGCACUAACAUGUUCCAAACCGGAGUUGGAGACCACAGACUCAAAGCAAUAUGGCAGCUCACAUAGCUCCUCCCACACCCGCAAGUCUGCUACUGAGACCACCGAACGCUGCGUCAGAGACAGUCGUUCAAGAGCACCCCUCAGUCUAGCAGCCCCCGUAGCCUCGCCUGCCAUUGGACAGCAGCCAGAGGGGGAGGAGCCACUGUCUGGUGGUGAUCAGGUGGAGGGAGGAGCUAAAGGAGACUCAGCCGGGACAGACCAGAGCACGUAACAGUGUGUACACCUUGAUGCAUCAUGCAUCCCAUUUUGCUUUAUUGGUUGCUACACUAGUCUUGUUUUUUUAUUGCUUUGUUUUUAUACAGUUUUCAAUACUAUUGUUAACUUAAAUGUUUGUUCGUUGGCAAUAUUCAGGUUUGUUAUAAAAAUGCACUUUUUUCUUUGUAAAAAUAAUGUCUAUCUAUAUAAAUUAUAUAUAUAAAUAUAUCCCUCCCGUAUCUCUAUUGAUACUGGUAAUCUUAAUGUCUGUUUAAAUAUAUGUAAAAGGAGUAUGAUUAAAUUUGUAAAUGACCAAAAUCUUUAAUCAAAAAUAAUUCCAUUUUUGUUUGUCCAAAUUUUGUCCAGUAUUACUCAAAUUGUAGUUACUUGUGCCUUUUCUGUCCAGGUUUGUGUUUUGAGAUGUACAGUACAGAUAGACAAAGAGAAGGCUGUGAAAUUUUAUAUCUGCUUUUUUGUGCCGUUCAAGAGGGUUAAUAUUUGGUGUUUUGAUUGUUUCUGUUCCAUUGCUUUAAUGCCAGGGUAACAGAGAGUCGCAUCAUAGAGAUAUUGAAGGAGCAGCAGAAACGUGUCAAAGGAAUUGCACUGAAGUUCUAUUUUUUAUUACAAAAUAUUUUAGAUUAGAAUAUAUCUCUGUACAGGGAAGAGCGCUCCUUAUUUAUUGUUAUUUGACAAUGAUCAUUGUUUCAAGGUUGUUUUUUUUUAUUGGAAAAAGGAUGUUUUUUGUUAUAUCUGUGUGUCUUUUUCAUGAUGUACUUGUGAACUGAAUUGGUGACAGAGAUGAGGGAUCGAGUUUGGCUGGUACCGGAGGAUUAAGUGCCCUGCAGAUUUCACACAGCAAAAUUUCUAGUCAUUGAAGAAAUAAAAAAUGCACCAGA
Messenger RNA from Dicentrarchus labrax (European seabass), 7720 nucleotides. It is a transcript of the gene hivep3b, whose product is annotated as transcription factor HIVEP3. The transcript has 10 exons. Gene Ontology annotation, biological process: regulation of transcription by RNA polymerase II. The coding region runs from base 778 to 6840 and encodes 2020 amino acids. Gene Ontology annotation, cellular component: nucleus. Gene Ontology annotation, molecular function: RNA polymerase II cis-regulatory region sequence-specific DNA binding; DNA-binding transcription factor activity, RNA polymerase II-specific. Lineage: Eukaryota; Metazoa; Chordata; Actinopteri; Moronidae. The record is from RefSeq and is a predicted model, not a curated record.